AUGGAAUAUCUGUCUAGGCAGCUUCAAUUUGGAGCGAUGCAACCUGGUUUUCGGUUCCACCCUAUGUGUAAGAGUCUCAAAAUCAUCAAUUUAUGCUUUGCCGAUGACUUAGUGAUUUUUUGCAAAGCUAACUCUAACUCAGUUCAGGUUAUUAAGCAAGUGUUUGAUGAUUUUUGUACUAGUUCGGGUCUGUCGGCUAAUCUCAACAAGUCUCAAGUUUUCUUUGGUGGUAUUUCGGAUCAUGAAAAAUCUAAGUUACAGGAAGUGCUUCAGUUUGAGGAAGGUUCAUUCCCGCUCAAAUAUUUGGGAAUCACUUUGCGGCCUACUAAAUGGAAAGAGGCUGACUGUGGUGAAAUUUUGAAAAAGAUCAAGCUCCGUCUUCAUACUUGGUCUAGUAGACACCUUUCUUAUGCAGGAAGAGUUCAGCUCAUUACUUCUGUUCUCCUUGGGCUGCGUAACUAUUGGAUGAAUAUCUUUCUUUUGCCCCAAAGUGUCAUUAAGGAAGUUGACAAAUUAUGUAUGUGGUUUCUCUGGGGACACAAUGGGACUAGGAGUAAUUUCCAUCUUACUUCUUGGUCUACUGUGUGUUUGCCGAAAUCCCUUGGUGGUUUGGGCUUUGGUGAAGGUCCUAAAUGGAACAAGGCCUUGCUUGGGAAGUAUAUUUGGGCUAUCAACCAUCAACAAGAGACUUUGUGGGUCAAAUGGAUUCAUUCGGUGUACUUAAGAGGGGCUGUUUUCUGGAACUACCAGCUAAAAACAGACACUAGCUGGUAUUGGAAGAAACUCUGUCAUUUGCGUAACUUGUUUGCUCAGGAGGAUAUUGAUAAAGCGAGUUAUCAUGGGAAGUUUAGGAUUGGGCUGUUAUAUGCUAAGCUUAUCCACCAAAAUCCGGCCAAGUACCAUCAGUUUGUUUGGAAUCGAUUAAGCAUUCCAAAGCACAAGUUUAUCACUUGGCAAGCUGUUAACUCUAAGCUUUUAACUAGAGAUCAUCUAAUUAGAGUUUCCAUGGUUAUUGAAUCUGGCUCUUGCCCGGUUUGUGAGAUGGCAGCUGAGAAUCACAAUCAUUUAUUUUUUGAGUGCCUCUUUUCUUAG
Molecule: messenger RNA, 1092 nt
Organism: Humulus lupulus (European hop)
Lineage: Eukaryota; Viridiplantae; Streptophyta; Magnoliopsida; Rosales; Cannabaceae
Exons: 1
Coding region: 1-1092 (363 amino acids)
Source: RefSeq, a predicted model, not a curated record